Messenger RNA from Kwoniella shivajii, 1227 nucleotides. RefSeq lists its product as uncharacterized. Gene Ontology annotation, cellular component: replication fork; Rad51C-XRCC3 complex; Rad51B-Rad51C-Rad51D-XRCC2 complex. Lineage: Eukaryota; Fungi; Basidiomycota; Tremellomycetes; Tremellales; Cryptococcaceae. The transcript is spliced from 11 exons. Gene Ontology annotation, molecular function: crossover junction DNA endonuclease activity; four-way junction DNA binding. The record is from RefSeq and is a predicted model, not a curated record. Gene Ontology annotation, biological process: reciprocal meiotic recombination; meiotic DNA recombinase assembly. The coding region runs from base 1 to 1227 and encodes 408 amino acids.
AUGUCACCGGCAGGUCAUGACCAGCCUAUAGCACGGCUCAAUGUACCACGUCAACUGAAAUCUGCUCUUAACGAUGCUGGCUAUAAAACACUGGCUGAUAUACGAACGUUUGCAGCGAGUGAUUUGGUCGCAGAACUCGGCAUACCGGAACAUCAAGCUGACAAUCUAUUACAGCAGAUUGCGAGCUAUCAAGCUGGUCCAUCUACUUCUUCCCAAGAUCCCAAGCCUCCUUUAUUAUCUCAAAAGCAUGUACAGGCAUCUACAGCUGCCGACCUACUGUCAUCCUCAUACUUACCCCAUUUCUCAACUUCUUCCGCAUCAAUAGACAAUCUCAUUGCCCAUUUCAAAGAUCCUCGUCACUCAUCGUUUUCUAGCCGAGCAUCAAGGAAGGGUAAGGAAAAAGAUGAGAGUGCUGCCAUAACACCAGGGAUGACUGUAGAGAUCUCUGGACCACCUGGAGGAGGAAAGACGGCACUCGCACUGGGGAUCGUCCUGAAUGCUAGGACGAUGAAGAUCAAAAGUAGAAGGGAAGAUGAUGAGGAGGCGGAAGAAGAGGCCGGAGAAGUGUUGAUCAUCGAUACGGAAGGAGGUAUAACUGCAGAAAGAGUAAGAAUGGCAGCUGUAACAGCUACUCGAGCAUGUUCAACACUACCGCGCGAUAUCCUCCACGGUAUUCAUUUUGUUCGCAUACCGACACAAACACAAAUGAUAGCAUUUCUGCAUACGCUGGAUGAUUGGUUAGAAGCUCACCCGAAAGUCAAUUUGAUCGUCAUUGAUACUCUGAGCCAUCAUUUCCGGCAACCAGGUCUCGAUAUGGGUACAAGAAGGAGGAUCAUGGAGCUAGUCAAACAGAAGAUUGGACAAGCUACUACACUACAUCGGUGUGCCGUGAUUGUCUGUAAUCAGCUGGCAACCAAGCUGUUAACGGCCGAGAACAAACCGGCUAAUUUCGAAACUGGUGACAGAGCUAUACUCAUGCCUCAACUUGGCGACUCGUGGACGACGGGUAAAACGCUACGACUGGUGUUAUUUCGCGGUCCACCCGGCGAUGAGCUGCGGUACGUUCACGCGGAAAUGUCAGGCAGUUCUAGAGAACUUCCUUGGGCGUGUUUUGAUAUUGAUAUUGACGGAAUGUCAUGUGACGUUCCUGAUAUGAUGUUCGCUCCACCUCUCACACCACCACCGAGAGAUUUAAUACCGAACCCAGAAACGUUGUUAGAUUUCUGA